AUCACAUGACAGAAAAUGAUCCGCAUAAAAGGAUAAACACGAGUGAAAACGUGUUGACAGUGUUGAAAAUGAGGAUUGCAGUUGUUAUUCUGAGUCUUCUGUCUCUGGGACAUUGUGUUCCAUUGGACAACUGUGAGACUCUGUUGAAACCAAUACCUGUCAGCCAUGAUGAAAUGCUUGCGAAGUGGCUGUACAUUGGUGGGACGUCUGAUCUCCCUGGAAGCAGGUCCUUGGCCCACCUGUUGACAAGCGUCUGGAUCGAGGCCCGACCAACAUCUCAGAGCAACAUACUUGAGCUCAUCCAAACUCAGAAAACAUAUGGACAUUGCUCCACCUUAAAGUAUAAUGUCACUUUUGAAAACAUACUUACUAUUGAAAAUCCAUUUUAUUUAAAAGAGGUGUAUCUUCCAACUGAUGAAUGCUCUGAUUGUCUGGCCAUCUACGAAACAGUUACAUCUGGGGAUGACACUUUUAAAAGUCUGCUCCUUUUCAGCAAAAGUACAACAGUGUCCCCUGCUGCUGUGGAGAUGGUAAAGAAACAAGCUGAUUGUCUGAAGAUGCCUUCACUUUUAAUGGUCAACCCAAAUGAGGAAAUGUGUCAUGAGGACCCAUCUCCUAUAGAAGGAUUACUAGCUCUCAAUAAAUAUCUGGAGGCCAAAACUGGACACUAUGUGGCAAAAGUCCUGGAUUCUAUUUUUGACCUUUUUAUCAACUAACUGUUCAGCUUGUACUCAGGUUUCCACAAUACACUGUGUAGUCAUUUAAUAAAUGUCAUAAA
Messenger RNA from Boleophthalmus pectinirostris (great blue-spotted mudskipper), 778 nucleotides. RefSeq lists its product as uncharacterized. The record is from RefSeq and is a predicted model, not a curated record. The transcript is spliced from 6 exons. NCBI's taxonomy places the organism in Eukaryota, Metazoa, Chordata, Actinopteri, Gobiiformes, Gobiidae. Bases 6 to 716 code for a protein of 236 amino acids.